CGGGGCCAAGAUGGCGGCGGCGCUGUCGGUGAGCGGGGCCGGGCCCGGGCCCUCAGCGGAGCCCGCCCGGGUCCCUGAGGAGGAUUUGCCGCCGCUGGACCCGGCCGAGGUGCGGAGCCGCCUGGAGCACAGCGAGCGGCAGUUCCGGAACCGGCGUAAGGUGCUGAUCCGCGGUUUACCGGCGGAUGUGAGCAACCAGGAUGUCCAUGAAUUGCUGAAGGACUAUGAGCUCAAAUAUUGCUUUGUGGACAAAUACAAGGGCACAGCCUUCAUCACCCUCCUGAACGCCUCCCAGGCCUCCUCAGCCAUCCGGCAGUUCCACGGCUCGCGCCUGCGCGGCUCCGAGCUCCGCGUGCAGCUGCAGCCCACGGAGUCUCUGCUCUGCGUGGCCAACCUGCCCCGGGGGCUGAGCCAGCAGCGCUUCGAGGAGCUGCUCAGGCCCUUUGGCAACCUGGAGAGGUGUUUCCUGGUCUACAGCCCCAGGACUGGCCACUCCAAAGGUUAUGGCUUUGUGGAGUACAUGAAGAAAGAUUCAGCAGCCAGAGCCAAAUCUGAGCUGCUGGGGAAGCAGCUGGGGAGCAGAACUUUGUACGUGCACUGGAGCGAGGCGGCCGCGCUCAGCCCGGAGCUGCUGCACUCCCGGUGUUUGUGCGUGGACAAACUGCCCCAGGGCUACUGCAACCUGCAGGAAAUCCAGGAGAUCUUUGGGGCCAUCCAUACACCCACCUUCUGCCAGCUGGCCCAGGGCCAGGACGGGCGGCCCCGAGGCUUCGCCGUGCUCGAGUUCGAGUCCCCGGAGGCGGCCGAGCGAGUCCAGGAGGCCACGGACGGGCUGGGGGUGGCCGGGAGCCACCUCAGGGUGUCCUUCUGUGCCCCUGGGCCACCAGGGAGGAGCAUGCUGGCUGCUCUGAUUGCAGCCCAGACCACGGCCCAGAACCGAGGCCGGGGGCUCCUCCCCGAGCCCCCCCUGCUGCAGCUGCUGGGGAACCUGGGGAACCCGGCCCUGCAGCUGCUGCUGAGGCCCCUGCUGCACGGAAAACAGGGAAUUUUGGGCGCUGCUCCCUCGCUGCCCCUGCUCCCAAAUCCUGGAAUUCCCUCGGCGCUGCUGCAGCUGCUGCACCCCCAGGGACAGAAACCUGGAAUUUUGGGGGAUUCCCCCCUGAGCUCCCUGAUCCCCCCCAAGGCUCCUCCCCCCUCAGGACCCCCCAAAAUCGGAGCCAUCCCCAAAACCAAACAGGGGGAGGGAGGAGCCCCCACGGGCUCUCUGCUGGGGGAGCCGCCCCGGACGCUGCAGGUGCCCCUGAACCCGUUCCUGAACCUGCGCAGCGUGCUGCCCGCCCCGCCCCGGAAAAAUUUUCAGGUGAAUUCUGGAAUUUUUGGGACCCCCAGGAUCCCCCCCAACGACGGCCUGGAAGUGCCCCAGGAUUUGGGCUCCAGGAUUUUCCCCCGAGAUCCCCCCGGGUCCCUCCUGGGGAGUUUCAACCACAGCAGGAACAAGGGCUCCUCCUCUCCAGGUUUGGGCCCCCCUUUGUUCUCAGGCUCCCCCAGUUCUUAUUUCAGCAGUGGAAUCCAGGCUGGGCUUAAACAGAGCCAGCUCAGCAAGAGCAUCUCCAUCCCUCCCAGCUCCGACUCCCUCCUCACCUUGGCGCCUCCAAACCCUCACUUGAAGACUCCCCUGGGGGGCCACAAGCGCGGAUUUUCUCAGCUGCUGCCUGAACCUGAGCCCAGCCCUGAGGGUUGUUAUGUGGGACAACAUUCCCAGGGCUUGGGAGGGCAUUAUGCUGAUUCCUACCUGAAGAGAAAAAGGAUAUUUUAAAGGGGGAAAUGAUAAAAAAAAUCCUGAAAAGAUAUCUCAAAAAACGGCCCC
Catharus ustulatus (Swainson's thrush) is the source of this 1867-nucleotide messenger RNA. It is a transcript of the gene RAVER1, whose product is annotated as ribonucleoprotein, PTB binding 1. Gene Ontology annotation, molecular function: mRNA binding. The transcript is spliced from 15 exons. NCBI's taxonomy places the organism in Eukaryota, Metazoa, Chordata, Aves, Passeriformes, Turdidae. Bases 11 to 1816 code for a protein of 601 amino acids. The record is from RefSeq and is a predicted model, not a curated record. Gene Ontology annotation, cellular component: cytosol.